GCUCGCGGCACUGCAGAAUGACUAGCACCGAGACGCAAUACACGACAGCAUUGUUGCUACGUGCCGUCGCCAGUGGCGAUACCGACGACGUCAGUCGCCUCUUGGACAAAGGCGCCGACAUUACAGCACACUUUCCCGACGGCCUCGACCUUCUCGCAAUGGCCGUGCGCCAUGGCCACGACCAACUCGCUCGCGUGCUUCACGAUCGCAUGUACCCGUCGGUAGCGUCGGUUGCGGCAACGGACGUGCGCUUUGAAGGUCUCGAUCGCCUUGAUUCAGGAAGAUUCUACGAAGUGCAAAAAGGCGUCUACAACGACGCACCCGUUGCAGUCAAGCAGCCUCAUCACUUCAGCCCACGCAGUUCGCGAACGCUGCGCGAGGAUGCCCAACUCCAAAAGACGAUUCGGUCGCCGUACGUACUACCGCUGCUCGCCACCGUCGACCUCGACUCCAAGAAGCCACAACUGAUCACGGAGUUCAUGGACCAAGGCAACGUUUUGGAUUACCUUCGCAAGAAGCGAGAGGGCGAGCAUGUGGCCGUGGAAGUCACGACCGUGCAAGUGGCGUGGGUGAUCGCCAACGCACUCCAAGACCUCCAUCGCCAAAGCAUCAUUCACCGCAAUGUCGAGAGCCGAAAAGUACUUCUCUCCACCACGCAUGGCGUCAAGUUCAGCGGGUUUACCUAUGCGCGAACGGUCGUUGGGCUCAAGACUGCUAACGUCGGUACGAUGCUGUCGAUGGCACCCGAAGUCCUCCGUCGCGACUACGAAGAGGAAGCGGCGUCUGCCGACAUUUACUCGUUCGGCGUUGUGCUCACCGAGCUCGACAAGGGCAACGCGCCAUACGCCAACUCUGGUGAUUUUUCCUUUGAGAUGGCGAGGCGCGUGGGUGACGGAAGCCUUCGCCCGACAAUGAGCCCGAACUGCGUGCCAUGGCUGCGCGAGCUCGCGGACCGCUGCUUGGCGGCUGACCCAGCGGAGCGCCCGACGGCAUCGGACAUUGUGGCGAUUUUGGCGCAACACCUCGACGCCACAGAUACAUGUAUCAACGUCCCACCAGCUCCGUCUCAGCAACUCCUGUACAGCGGACCGAAAAGCAGUUUUCAACCCACCAUGGAGACGACGCCAACGUUGAUCAAAUAUGUCCAAAGCUCAGCCAGCCAACUGCGCGUCUCUGCGACGCUGUUCGUUGUGGCCUCGUAGAUGACGUCAUCGCACUGCUCAGCGACGGCGCGGAUCCCAAUGGCUGCGACUCCCUUUUUUUUCGGGGGCCACUCGACUGGGCGAGUCUGCGAGGCGACGUGAACAUCGUCAAGCACCUUGUGAAGGCCGGCGCCAAUGGUCGCGUUACCGAUUCGUCCACGACCACGCCACUUGUCAUGGAUGACCAUCCAAGUGCGACCUCAGUCCUCCAAGGUGCAAGCUCCAUGCUUUAAUCCGAGCCAUGUGGUUCAAGUCAAAGCUCUGCUACGCCACCUCCAAGUCUAGGCUAGGCUAACUUCAGUUUAGCCAUUGUUAAGUUGCCUCGGAGCAAGUGGUUAUUUUCCGGUAAAUAUAAAGUUACACAGCA
Molecule: messenger RNA, 1569 nt
Organism: Saprolegnia diclina VS20
Lineage: Eukaryota; Oomycota; Saprolegniomycetes; Saprolegniales; Saprolegniaceae
Product: serine/threonine protein kinase
Exons: 9
Coding region: 18-1202 (394 amino acids)
Biological process (GO): protein phosphorylation
Molecular function (GO): ATP binding; protein kinase activity
Source: RefSeq, a predicted model, not a curated record